UCGCAGCGCGCGGCGCGCGAGCUGUACACGCACGCGCACGAGUCCGUGACGCUGCUGGCCGAGCUGUUCGCGGCGCACCAGCUCACCGACACCACCGUGCUGCACGCCUCCACCGUCGGAGUCUCGCCGUUCUUCGUCGAGAACGUCAGCGAACUCCAGCUCAGUGCGCUCAAGCUCGUCACUACCAUAUUCACAAAAUACGAACAACACCGGCGGCUGUUGCUAGAAGACAUACUGGCUUCGAUAGCACGUAUUCCUAGUUCUAAGCACAACCUCCGAUCGUUCCAACUUAGUUCGGACCAACAGAUACAAAUGUUGACUGCGCUUGUUCUUCAACUAGUACAGUGCGUGGUUACGCUACCAGAAACUUUGUGCAAAUCCCAAGAUAAAGACAAAGAUCCUGAACUAUCUGACAGCAAAAAAAAUGCAGUGGACAAAGAUCUCAUGAUAAUUUCUAAGUACGAGGCAGCAAUCAGUGUGGGUGGAACAUUCCUGACGUCAUUCCUUAACAAGUGCCGAAGUCGAAACGAAGAAGUUGACUUUAGGCCCUUGUUUGAAAAUUUUGUGCACGAUUUACUUACCACUGUGAACAAACCAGAGUGGCCUGCUACAGAGUUACUGCUCAGUCUACUAGGAACUAUGCUGGUGAAGUACAUGUCGGACAAGUCGAUGGAGAUGUCGGUGCGCGUGGCGUCCCUGGAGUACCUGGGGCUGGUGGCGGCGCGGCUGCGGCGCGACAGCGUGCACUCGCGCGCCAAGCUCGCCACCAUGGACGCCGUCGUACGCGACAUCCGCGCCGAGGAGGAGAAAGACGGCAACCAAGCACAGAGCGCAACCUCGGGACUGGAUGAAGACGAAGAAAGAACAGAAUUCUUGCAGCGUGUGUUAUUGGAUUACCUGGCCAUCAAUGGACAAAAAGAUCAAGCUUGGAAUUGUGCGCGGCAUUUCUACAUUACGCAGUGGUACAGAGAUAUGGUAGUACAACCGAAAAGUACAUCACCGACAAAAAAACCGAAGAGUAAGUCGAAGAAACGUUACAUUAAGGACGAAACUAGUGAGGAGGAGUCUGAUGCUGAAGAUGAUAGCGACGAAGAAGGACGACGGCUGAAAGCUGACAAGAAGCUGGCCAACAGUGCGAUCGUGUCCGCUGAGAAGUUUAAAACAAUAGAGCGACGGAAAACUUUCUUCCUCGAAAAAAUUCGACCGUUUAGGUAUCAAGGUGGCACCCAGGUGCAAGUUAUGCAAUCCUAUAUAGAUUAUAGUGGAGCCGAACUAAUCUCUCAGUACUUAGCUUCAAAGCGGUCAUUCUCUCAGAGCUUCGACAGAUAUCUGAGAAAAAUACUUGUAAUUUUAUGUGAAAACACAAUAGCCAUACGCACAAAGGCGAUGAAGUGCCUUGCGAUGAUUGUGGAGGCAGACCCAGCGGUACUAGCGCGACCAGAUAUGCAGAUUGGGGUAAACCGAUCGUUUCUGGAUCAGUCUACAGCCGUACGAGAGGCUGCCGUCGACCUCGUCGGAAAAUUCGUGCUCAGCCGGCCCGACCUUAUUGAUAAGUAUUAUGGAAUGCUGUCAAAUAGAAUAUUGGACACUGGUGUAUCGGUGCGUAAACGUGUGAUAAAAAUCCUAAAAGACAUCUGUAUAGAGUGCCCGGAAUUCCCUAAAAUACCUGAAAUUUGCGUGAAGAUGAUCAGGAGAGUGAACGAUGAAGAAGGUAUCAGGAAGUUAGUAAUGGAAGUGUUUCAAAACAUGUGGUUUAGUCCGUGCGCUAACACGACGCGGCCGGGCGCGCUAGACAUGACGGCCGCCGCCGCCGACCCGCUCACUAGGAAGGUGCUCAAUAUCACUGACGUCGUCAUAUCCUCCCGGGAUAUUGGCCUCGAGUGGUUCCAGCAAUUGUUGACUAGUUUGUUCAAACCUAAAGAAGAUAAGGAUGAUUCUACAAAAAUUAUUUAUCAACCACCUAAAUCACUAUUACUUGCUUGUCAGCAAAUAGUUGAUUGUCUAAUUGAAAGUUUACUUCAGCUAGAGGAGACGAGCGCUGAGGGGACUGGUUCAUCACAGCGCAUUCUAGCUUGCCUCUCAACAUUACAUUUGUUUGCGAAAAUUAGGCCGCAAUUGUUAGUGAAUCAUGCUCUAACUCUACAGCCGUACUUGAGUUUAAAGUGUCAGAAUCAGUAUGAACAACAGAUUAUGUCGACUGUGGCUUCUACACUAGAGUUGGUAGUGCCGCUAAUGGAGCACCCAAGCGAGGUGUUCCUGGCACAGUUAGAGGAGGACGCCGUGAAGCUGAUCCUACAACGAGGGCAGCUCGUCAUCGCGUCCUGCAUUGCUUGUCUCGCAGCCAUCGUCAACAACCUCACGCACAACUACAAACUUAUAAGGGAUGUGUUCAAUAAGUACCAUGGUGUACUGCUUCAAUGGAAACACUGCUGGCAGCGAAAUCCUGAAAUGACGAGAGCAUUACACUCAAGGCCUUAUUUCAGACGCGCUUUGUUUAUCGUAGGACUUUUAUUACGGUACUUUGAUUUCACGGAAGCGCGUGUCAUCGAAGGACUACCAGCGGAUAUAAAAGAACAGAUAUUUACAACGUUGAUGUUUUUUGUUGGACUCGAAGAUGAGGACUUUGUGUCCCAUACUCUGAAAGCGUUAGGUUCGGUCUGCGUGAGGCAUUACGAGUUCAUGUUGAGACCUGAACUAAAGGAAUUCUAUCACCAACUUCUUACAUCCGAUUUAGCGCCGAUUGAGAUGAAAGCUGACGUACUGAGAAACAUUGAAAUGUACUUACAAGAAGAGGAGCAAAGAAUGAUAAGACAAGAUAAAGAAUGGUCAAAGAGAUCAAAACAUGAGAAUCUCAAAGAGAUGGGUGACGUGUCUUCGGGUAUGGCGUCGACGGUGAUCCAGUUGUACCUGAAGGAGAUCCUCGGCUCCUUCCUGCACCCCAGCACCGUAGUACGCUCCAGUGCCAUGAAAGUCGUGCAACUAGUACUGGCACAAGGUCUCGUGCACCCUGUACAGAUUGUUCCAUAUUUGAUUUGCAUGAGUACUGAUCUGGAAGUGACAGUAUCUCAUACGGCAGACAAACAUCUCCAAGAAAUUGACAAGAAAUAUCCAGGUUUCAUUCACAUGAAGGCACAACUUGGCAUCAAACUUUCUUAUCAGUUGCAAAAAAUAUUGCAAGUUAAUGCAAAUAAAGGUGUUAUAAGAGGGUUUAGGAAAAAGGAUCAAGAUGAAUUGCCAACGGCUCUUAAUGGUUUCUUAUAUUCAUUGCUUCGCAAUACGCGACCGCAACGACGAGCGUUGGUUUUAUCACUACUCAAACAAUUUGAUGACGUCUCUACUGCUCCAUUGGAUCAAAUGCUGUACUUGGCUGAUAAUUUGAGUUAUUUUCCCUUUCAAGUUCAAGAUGAACCUUUAUUUAUUAUACAUCACAUUGAUAUUAUUAUAUCGACAUCGGGAUCUAAUUUAUUACAAGUUUUUCGUGAGGGACUGAAUAAACCAAGUACAGAAGAGAAAGAGGCGCUGGACGAGGAAGAAGACGACGAAGAAGCAGAGACGUUGCUGGCACAGAUGCCGGAGUGCACGCGGCCGCUACAGGACGCCAUGCGACAGGCGCGCGGCUGUCUGCUACUGCUCGUGCUCAAACAGCAUCUCAAGCAACUCUACGGCUUCACGGACGCAAAAAUCAACCAAUACUCACCAUCUGAAAACGUGAAGGUGUAUGAAAAAGCAGUAUCUCGGCGCCAUGCGCCUGUGUUCGAGCCUAAGGCCACCAUCACACAAUUACAAGAAGACGACCUCGCUACUGACGAACUAGACGAGCGCGGCCGCCGGAGACUGGUCGAUGAUUACCUCGAGUUCAAGCAGCUGAUGCUGAAGUUCGACCCCGAGGAGGAAGAGGACGAGGAACAGCCGGGUCAAGCCGGCGGCAGCGGAGCGGCGGAGGGGGCGGGCAGUGGCGCGGCGGCCGGCGCGGGCGAGGGCGGGCCGCCGGCCCCGGCCGCGCCGCCGCCUGCCACCUAGCGCGGCGACGUGAGCGGCCCGCCCCGGACCUCCGCCGAGUCGUGGGGCGCCCCGCGUCGAAUCCCUAUUUGAACUUCUUUAUAUAAGUUGUAUUUGAGAAACUCGAUUUUGUUUUUAUAUUAAAAGUCUUGUGUGUAGAUAAUUUUUAUGAGAAUAUAAAGUAUAUGUACCUACUCCGCCUCGAGUCUUUGCAAGUUCGCCCCGCCCCCCGACCCGGCUCGGCUCAGUCGCGACGGCGUCGAUUCUAAUAAUAAUGUUAUAUUUGUUGUACAUAUUUCAUUGUUGAGGGUAUUAAAAUAAUUACGCGACUUUAAAAAAUAUCAUUUUAUAUUUACAUUUUAAGAGUACAAAACAAAAUUUAUUUCAUAAUAUUAUUGUUAUUAAUAGACACACCAAUACUUGUAGUUUUUGCCGUAAACCUAUUG
Messenger RNA from Spodoptera litura, 4445 nucleotides. RefSeq names its product Nipped-B cohesin loading factor (gene Nipped-B). Gene Ontology annotation, cellular component: Scc2-Scc4 cohesin loading complex. NCBI's taxonomy places the organism in Eukaryota, Metazoa, Arthropoda, Insecta, Lepidoptera, Noctuidae. Gene Ontology annotation, biological process: establishment of mitotic sister chromatid cohesion; establishment of protein localization to chromatin; chromatin looping. Gene Ontology annotation, molecular function: cohesin loader activity; protein binding; chromatin binding. The record is from RefSeq and is a predicted model, not a curated record.